GACAUGUAAGAAACCGGUGAAUGAGCUGCUGGCCCUUGCAGAAACUUGCUUGAGGUCUUUGGUGGCAUUGCCCUUUCCUCCUCGUCAACCCGGCAGGCCAGCCGAUCGGGGGAGGAUGAGGUCGUCGUGUGUCCUGCUUACCACCCUGGUGGCGCUGGCCGCCUAUUACAUCUACAUCCCCCUGCCAAGCUCCGUGUCCGACCCCUGGAAGCUGAUGCUGCUGGACGCCACUUUCCGGAGCGCACAGCAAGUGAGUAACCUGAUACACUACUUGGGCCUCAGCCAUCAUCUGCUCGUGCUGAACUUCAUCAUCAUUUCUUUUGGCAAGAAAAGCGCAUGGUCGUCUGCUCAGGUGAAAGUAACAGACACUGACUUUGACGGUGUGGAAGUCAGAGUGUUUGAAGGCUCUGCAAAGCCAGAAGAGCCGCUGAAACGCAGCGUUGUUUACAUUCACGGAGGAGGCUGGGCCUUGGCAAGUGCAAAAAUCAGGUAUUAUGAUGAACUGUGUAAAGCAAUGGCUGAGGAAUUGAAUGCUGUCAUUGUCUCCAUUGAAUACAGGCUAGUUCCAAAGGUUUAUUUUCCUGAGCAAAUUCAUGAUGUUAUACGUGCCACAAAGUACUUCCUGCAGCCAGAAGUCUUACACAAGUAUUCAGUUGACCCAGGCAGAAUCGGCGUUUCUGGUGACAGUGCUGGUGGGAAUUUGGCGGCUGCCCUGGGCCAACAGUUUAAUCAAGAUGCCAACCUAAAAAACAAGCUCAAAGUGCAAGCUUUAAUCUAUCCAGUUCUUCAAGCUUUAGAUUUUAACACACCCUCUUAUCAGCAAAAUGUGAACACCCCCAUCCUGCCCCGUUAUGUCAUGGUGAAGUACUGGGUGGACUACUUCCAUGGCAACCAUGACUUUGUCCAAGCAAUGAUAGUUAACAAUCACACUUCACUUGAUGUGGAAGAGGCUGCUGCCCUCAGGGCCCAUCUAAACUGGACAUCCCUCUUGCCCGCAUCCAUCACAAAGAACUACAAGCCCGUCAUGCAGACCACCGGCAACACCAGGAUCGUCCAGGAGAUCCCUCAGCUGCUGGAUGCCCGCUCAGCCCCACUCAUCGCAGACCAGGAAGUCCUGCGGCACCUCCCAAAGACCUAUAUUCUAACCUGUGAGCACGAUGUCCUAAGAGACGAUGGCAUCAUGUAUGCAAAGCGUUUGGAGAGUGCAGGUGUGGAGGUGACCCUUGAUCACUUUGAGGAUGGCUUCCACGGAUGCAUGAUUUUCACCAGCUGGCCUACCAACUUCUCAGUGGGAAUUCGGACUAGGAAUAGUUACAUCAAGUGGCUGGAUCAAAACCUGUAAAGGAGUGAAAUUUCUAAAAGGCUUGAGCCCCUCUUGAUCUCCUGCACCUGCUCUGGAAAGACAUUCACUCUUUAGGUGACUAAUUUCCCCUCGUUACUUGAGUUAUGGAAUCUCUAUUCCCUGCAGACUUUAUGUUAAUUUAAUUAAAAAAAAUGCUUUUGAG
Molecule: messenger RNA, 1505 nt
Organism: Lipotes vexillifer (Yangtze River dolphin)
Lineage: Eukaryota; Metazoa; Chordata; Mammalia; Artiodactyla; Lipotidae
Gene: NCEH1
Product: neutral cholesterol ester hydrolase 1
Exons: 5
Coding region: 116-1342 (408 amino acids)
Cellular component (GO): membrane
Molecular function (GO): carboxylic ester hydrolase activity
Source: RefSeq, a predicted model, not a curated record